Messenger RNA from Megalops cyprinoides (Indo-Pacific tarpon), 2019 nucleotides. It is a transcript of the gene galnt3, whose product is annotated as UDP-N-acetyl-alpha-D-galactosamine:polypeptide N-acetylgalactosaminyltransferase 3 (GalNAc-T3). The transcript is spliced from 10 exons. Gene Ontology annotation, cellular component: Golgi apparatus. The record is from RefSeq and is a predicted model, not a curated record. NCBI's taxonomy places the organism in Eukaryota, Metazoa, Chordata, Actinopteri, Elopiformes, Megalopidae. Bases 61 to 1953 code for a protein of 630 amino acids.
CUGGUGAUGCUGCUGCCAGCUGAAUGAGCCCUCGGGUGAAGCGUGCCCUCACCCGCGUUGAUGCUCCCAGUCGACAUGACCAGCCUGCGGAGGCUCCUGAGCAGGAGACUCCACCCCUGGAAGCUGCUGGCGGCGGCCCUCCUCUUCCUCACCUUCCUCUUCCUCCUGCAGCGGGAGGUGGUGAGUCCGGGUGGCCGGGAGGAGGACCCCUGGCUGAAGGAGAUAGCGGAGAAGCGGGACGCUAUGCUGGGGAUGGUGCUGGGGGCCGUCAAUAACUUCCGGGAGGCGGUGCCAAAACUGCAGAUCGGGGCGCCGAUCCGACGGCCGGGGGGCAGGGGGGACGGGGCGUGUCUGCCGGGGGUGUACACUGCGGCCGAGCUGCGGCCCGCCCUGCAGCGCCCCCCUCAGGAUGCCAGCUCUCCGGGGGCAUCCGGGAAGCCCUUCCACACGGAAAACCUGAGCCCCGCCGAGCAGCUGGAGAAGGAGAGGGGGGAGGAGAAGCACUGUUUCAACCUGUUCGCCAGCGACCGCAUCUCCCUGAGCCGAGACCUGGGGCCCGACACCAGACCGCCAGAAUGCAUCGAGCAGACGUUCAAACGCUGCCUGCCCCUGCUGACCACCAGCGUGAUCAUCGUGUUUCACAACGAGGCGUGGAGCACGCUGCUGCGUACGGUCUUCAGCGUGCUGCACACCGCCCCAGCCGUCUUCCUCAGGGAGGUCAUCCUCGUGGACGACGCCAGCACUGACGAGGUGCUGAAAGAGGAGCUGGAUAACUACCUGAAGCGGCUGCGUGUCGUCCGGGUGGUGCGUCAGCGGGAGAGGAAGGGGCUCAUCACCGCCCGCCUCCUGGGCGCCUCUGUUGCCACCGGCGACAUCCUCACCUUCCUGGACGCUCACUGUGAGUGUUUCCAGGGAUGGCUGGAGCCCCUGCUGGCCAGGAUAGCGGAGAACUCCACGGUGGUGGUGAGUCCUGACAUCACCACCAUCGACCUGAACACCUUUGAGUUCAUGAAGCCCUCCCCCUACGGGCAGAACCACAACCGGGGCAACUUCGACUGGGGCCUGUCCUUCGGCUGGGAGAGUCUGCCCGACCAGGAGAAACACAGGAGAAAAGACGAGACCUAUCCCAUCAAAACUCCAACAUUCGCUGGGGGUCUCUUUGCCAUCUCCAAAGAGUACUUCUAUCACAUCGGAGGCUACGAUGAGGAAAUGGAGAUCUGGGGAGGGGAGAACAUCGAAAUGUCAUUCAGAGUGUGGCAGUGUGGGGGCCAGCUGGAGAUCAUCCCCUGCUCCAUCGUGGGGCACGUCUUCCGCACCAAGAGCCCCCACACCUUCCCCAAGGGCACGCAGGUGAUCGCCCGCAACCAGGUGCGCCUGGCCGAGGUCUGGAUGGACGAGUACAAGGACAUCUUCUACCGCAGGAACCAGCAGGCCGCACAGAUAGCCAGAGAAAAGUCGUUCGGAGACGUCUCCCGGCGCGUGGACCUCCGGCGGAGCCUGCGGUGCCAGAGCUUCUCGUGGUAUUUGAGGAACGUGUACCCCGAGGCCUUCACUCCCGACCUCAGCCCACUGCAGUUUGGCGCGGUGAAGAACCUGGGUAAGGACUCGUGUCUGGACGCAGGAGAGAACAACGAGGGUGGGAAACAGCUGAUCAUGUACCCCUGCCACGGCAUGGGGGGGAACCAGUAUUUCGAGUACUCCACACACCGUGAGGUCCGGCACAACAUUCAGAGGGAGCUGUGUCUACACGGCACAGAGUCGGCAGUGAAGCUGGAGGACUGCCAUUACAAGGGCCACGGUACCUUCCCCGGAGCCGAGCAGAAGUGGGAGCUCAAGGAGAACCAGCUGCUGUUGAAUGCCGGGUGGCAGCUGUGUCUGACUGCCCGCCACCAGCACCCCUCUCUCGCCCCUUGCAGUGCCACCGACAGGUACCAGCUCUGGGUGUUCACCUGAGAUCCCUGCCCGAAAACCGAGCACAGCGGUACUGUCCCAUCUGGGACGUGAUGACACCCCCCCACA